UGUGCCCCGUUUCAAACCACACGCCAAGGCCAGACACCACCACAUUUUGAAAACCUCAACUGAGACUCGAUCACGCCGGCCAGAGCGGACACAGCCCACGACGAUCGAGCUAGCUGAUCUAGCGCGCGAGCGAUGGCAUGCGUUAACAUGUACAACCCGGACGGUGCCGGCUCGGCGUUCGCCGGGCAGCGCAUCUCCUUCUCCAGCGACUUCUCCAUGGAGCCGCCGCCGCCGGUGCAGAACCGGGCGAUGGGGCUGCGGUGCCAGGAGGAGGACCAGAACUUCGAGUUCUCCGUGGGCAGCCAGCCCGUAGUUGGCAGCCACCCCAUGAUGGCUGCCGACCAGCUCUUCUCCAAGGGCAGGAUCCUCCCCUUCAAGGUCGAGGGACGCCCGCCCACCACGCUCCGCGAUGAGCUCCGCGGUGAAGAGGAGCGGGCGUCGUCCAAGGUGUCCAGCCGGUGGAGGGAGAUGCUCGGCCUCCGGAAGUCCCUCUGCGUCGGUGGCGGCACCAAUGCCGCCGCCAAGAAGAGCGACAAGGUCGCCGCCGUCGACGCCGAGAUCGCCGCCGACGUCGCCGCGUCCAAGCUGCAGGAGCUAUGAGGUGACCAGACGACGGAGACCGCACGACAUGAUCGAAAGCUUCUUUGUCUUCUUCCCGACCGUGAUGCAUUAAUCGUGCUCGCCAAUGGCUAGUCCCUGUAGAUCGUUUUGUGGUUUGUCUGAUUGCCGGUGUGCUAGCUAGCUAGAUGGCCAUUAUGUGUGUAUGUUGAAGAGCAAACAAUUCUGUAUUUUAGUUUUCCUUUCAUAAGUGCUCUGCUCGAUCUCUCUCUAGCUAGCUAGCUGCCCACUAGAUCCCCAUCACCUCACUGCUUCCUCCGAUCCUCUACUUCUUCCGAUCUUUGUUUUCUCCUUCACCAUCUCGCUUUGUCUGCCUGCCCUGCCUACGCUGUACAUAAUGCUUGUGUGUAGAUGGGAAAUUUAUGGUGCAAUGAUAAGCCUGCCAUAUGGCCAGAUCUGUGACGA
Messenger RNA from Lolium rigidum, 1023 nucleotides. RefSeq lists its product as uncharacterized. The coding region runs from base 133 to 600 and encodes 155 amino acids. The transcript is spliced from 2 exons. NCBI's taxonomy places the organism in Eukaryota, Viridiplantae, Streptophyta, Magnoliopsida, Poales, Poaceae. The record is from RefSeq and is a predicted model, not a curated record.